Cyphellophora europaea CBS 101466 is the source of this 1374-nucleotide messenger RNA. RefSeq lists its product as uncharacterized. The transcript has a single exon. The coding region runs from base 1 to 1374 and encodes 457 amino acids. Gene Ontology annotation, cellular component: spliceosomal complex. The record is from RefSeq and is a predicted model, not a curated record. Lineage: Eukaryota; Fungi; Ascomycota; Eurotiomycetes; Chaetothyriales; Cyphellophoraceae. Gene Ontology annotation, biological process: mRNA splicing, via spliceosome.
AUGUCCAAGGCCAUUUCGUUCGGUUUCGGCAAGCCCAAAGCAGGUGCUCCUGCGAAGGGUGCUGGGCCACGGCUUCCACAGCCGAAAAAGACUCAGACUGCGCCUCUACGAGCGCAGGACUCGGACAACGAGGAAGACGACGAACCACAGCAUGAGUCAGUAACUGGCUUCUCCUCCACCGGAGCAAUUCUAAGCAAGCCUGUUCAACAGACAGAGGUGAAAAUCAUCCAAAACUCUGGUAACGGUGACUGGCGGACUCGUGGCCGCAAAAACCUGCUUCCCGAAGAAGUGCAGGCUGCACAAAAUGGCGAGGUGGUCAUGGUCGAAAGAGACGAGGUCAGCAAAGCGAGCGGCCUCCAGUACUCAGAACAGAAAGAGGUUGAUGAAGGAACUGAAAAUGCGCCUGUGCCUGGGAGCGCAGAUACAGCGAACGGACACCCUGCGAAAGAGAUGACUGAAGACGAAAUCGCCAUGGCGGCACUUCUCGGUGACAGACCGAAGAGCAACGCGAUUAUCGCUGCGCAAGCAAAUGCUCGACUUCAAGGCCAAGAUGAAACUACAGACUUCCGAGAAGACGUUGCAUCACGCCCAGAGUCAAGCACGCUCGAAGACUAUGCCGCUAUGCCCGUCGAAGAGUUUGGCCUAGCAAUGCUACGAGGUAUGGGCCAGAAGCGAAAAGCUGCAGGACAGACCAUCAAUCUAGAAAGCGAGAAGGAUGACAAUCCACGCAAGAUCCGCAAGCAAGAAGGCUUCCUCGGCAUCGGCGCAAAGGCAGCACCAGGUUCUGAUGUGGAACUGGGUGCCUGGGGCAAGGCCGACAUGCGUAAGAACAACAAGGGCCAGGGUUUCUUCACGCCACUGAUGCGUGAGAAUAAGGAGACUGGUGAGCGGAUCACAGAAGAAGAGUUCCAGAAGCGGAUCAGAGACUCCAAAAAUCAGAAGCCUGAGCAAGACUGGCGUGACCGCCGCGACCGCAAUUUGGAACGAAGUGGUCGAGACCGAGAUUCAAAGCGAGACGGGGAUCGCAAAGCGAUUACCAAUGGUGACGGGUACGACUCCUCCAGACACAGCAGUUCGUCACGACGGUACAGAGAUGAAGAAGACGAGGACAGGCACAAGUCCAGGCGGCACAAUGACGACCGUGACUCGGACGGCGUGAGAUCGAAACGAGAUCGAAGUCGGUCGCGUGAUCGCAGAAGACGGAAUGAGGAUGACUAUGAUUCCAAGCAUCGAGACAAGCACCGUAGCCGACAUCGAGAUGAUGAUCACCAUGCCUCGAGCUCGUCUCAACGAAGUCGCCAUCGUGACCGAGAGAGAGACCGCGACCGAGACUGGCAUCGAGACGAUGACAGAAAACGUCGCGACGAUAGAUAG